CGCAAACACACCAACAUCAUCAUGGCCAACCCACCCAAAAGUCCUUCUUUCGAUUGGGAAAUGUUCCGCUACGUCCCGUCUCUUGCGGGUGCCAUCAUCGCCAUCAUCGUUUUCGUUAUUAUGACAUGUCUUCAAGUCUGGCAGUGGACCAGGACAAGAAAUCACUUGGUCAUAUAUGUGAUCAUAGGGACUCUUAGCGAAAUUGGCGGGUAUGGCGCACGAAUUGGCUCCCACUUCGAUAACGCAAGCUGGGCUCCAUUCAUCAUACAGGGCACGAUGCUACUCGUGGGGCCCCUCUUCUAUGCAGCUACAAUUUACAUGAUGCUUGGUCGCACCAUCAUCCUCGCCCAAGGAGAAGACGUCUCGUUGAUCAAACCGAAAUGGUACACUCGCGUGUUUGUGGGCGCGGAUAUCAGCACUCUGGUCAUCCAAGGUUUGGGGGCUUCCAUCAUGGGAACCAAAAAGUUGGAGCUUGCCAUUGCCGGCGAGAAAAUUGUCAUUGCAGGCCUGGCACUUCAAACAGCUACCUUCGUCUUCUUCCUUGUCGCAUCCGUCGAUUUUCACAUCCGAAUGAACCGCAAAGCAUCAUUUGCUAGCAAUGGAAGUACUGGGAAUCCAGCCGACAGCAUUAGAAUGUUGUGGAUCCUUUACGUUAUCAGUUCGCUCAUUCUAGUGCGAUGCAUCUUCCGUCUCAUCGAAUAUUCCACGGGCAAUGCAGGCUAUCUCAUCUCGAAUGAGUGGACAUUGUACGUGUUCGAUGCCGUGCCGAUGUUUAUUGUGCUUGUACUAUUGUUGGUCCUGCAGCCAACGAAGUAUAUUCCAAGGAAGUUGAGUGGGUUCAGUGAGAUUGAGGGAGGUGCAUCAGAGCUGAGGACACAAGCUGCAUAA
This is a messenger RNA of Periconia digitata, 888 nucleotides long. Lineage: Eukaryota; Fungi; Ascomycota; Dothideomycetes; Pleosporales; Periconiaceae. The record is from the annotation of a GenBank genome assembly.